Bradysia coprophila is the source of this 2946-nucleotide messenger RNA. RefSeq names its product origin recognition complex subunit 1 (gene Orc1). Gene Ontology annotation, cellular component: nuclear origin of replication recognition complex. The record is from RefSeq and is a predicted model, not a curated record. NCBI's taxonomy places the organism in Eukaryota, Metazoa, Arthropoda, Insecta, Diptera, Sciaridae. Gene Ontology annotation, molecular function: chromatin binding; ATP hydrolysis activity; DNA replication origin binding. Gene Ontology annotation, biological process: mitotic DNA replication checkpoint signaling; DNA replication initiation.
UUUGAGCGCCAAAACAUAAAUCUGUCAAUUUCAUUUUUCGAUUUAAAUGUAAAUUUAUUCCAUGUCCUUUGAUGUUCGAAGAAUUUUAUCAAAAUCGUUUUUAAAGUGUAAUUUGUUUGCGUUUCUUUUAAUUGAAAAACCUUCACGCUAACAUAAUGCCGCGAAAAGUAACUGAUGAUAGCAAUUUUGUGACCUGGAUUGGUGAAAAAAUUGAGAACGAUAAUGGUGUUGAUUGCUACAGAAAAUGCAUUGUAAAUGAGUUCGUGUUGACGAUCGGUGACUUUGUGUAUGUUUCCAAUCCCGACCAACCGAAUGCAAAGCAGCUGGAAAUCGUCAAAAUUACACAUUUAUACGAAGUCCUCGAUCCAUUAGCUUUUGACUACAAAUAUCAGGCUGUUGUCGAGUCGUACAGACGGCCACAAUCGCUAUCCGAUGAUCUGGCGAACGACGUGCAGGAUCUAGAUUCCAGUCGUGAAGUUAUAUAUGCCCCGGUCGAUAUUCCAUUCUCGUUGCCAUUAAAUUCGGUGCGUGGUUAUUGCAAAGUUAUGUUUUCGGUACCGAGCCAGAGCGUAGCAGAUGCGAUGACCAGUUUGAAUAUACGAAACAAGCGACACGUUUACAUAUGCCGCUACAAAAUUGUGAAGCGAAACGGGAUACUGUCGCUGGUCGCCAUUGACGAUCAACAUGCUGAAACACCGUCAAAGUUGACCGUUUCACCAAUUAAAAUUGUCAACCAAAAUUCCAUCCAAAAAGUGUCGAAGCUGUGUGAACAGGAAAUUGAAAAUGUUUCCGCAUCCGAUUCAGAGCUGGAUGACACGACGUCGACUAAGGCGUACAAAUCGCCAGCGAGUCAUAACAUUUCGUUCGGAGCGAGACGAAAUUUGAAUUCUAGUCUGAAUGAUGCUGGCGCUGACAUGAUGGGAUCGAUUGUGGUGACCCCACAUCGGAAGAAAGAUGAGCUGAAGAUGACGAUUAAGGUUACGCGAAAGGAAGAUGUGUCGAAGAGAAACUCAUCCAAUACCCCGCUUAAAGCCAUCCAGUACAACAACAACGAACUGGACAAUUUAUCGAAGAGACAAUCAGCAACAAAGCGUCGAUUACAAUCUGGAUCGCCGAAAUCCCUUUCGUAUACACCGACCAAAACACCGAAACGAAUUGGGGAUCAGUACGGAACGCCGAAUCAAGAGAACCAGCUAACUGGCACGCCGAAAAGCAUUUUGAAACCGUUUACCAUUCGUCUUAGUCGCACAAUCGCGAGUCCUCGACGAAGCAUAUCAUUUGCAUUAAAUUCGCGAGACACCGUUACAUCGCCCACUACAGGAGAAAAUGUUAUUGCAUCACCAUCUCCCAAAAAAUCUCCGCUGAGACGAUCCAAGAGACGUUCGUCUAUUCACCAGACAAACCUUGCCGAAUCCCCACUCGACACCAGUUUUAUGUGGCUUGAAGACUCAAAUUUUGGAACGCCUGAAAAACAGCCACUAAAAACGCCGAAAAGUGCUAGCAAGGCGAUUAAGCAGACGCCGACGAGAACACCGAAAAUGACCCCCAAAAAAUCACAAAAUCGAAACGCACAAUCCAGUAGAUCCCUCGACCUCAAUGACCACGACGAGUCACCAAGAUCGAUUGACGAAUCGCUGGAUGACACAAUGGAAACUCCACCGAAAAGAACGCGUAAAACGCCGAAAAAGACGCCGAGCAAAACUCCCAGUAAGACACCAAAACGUACGCCAUCGACACGGAUCAGUGCAGUGGAACCAGUUAUUGGUGAGCGAAAAAAUCCGAUUCGUAGAGAUCGGUCUGACGUUCAGCUGGCGAAGGAAUCACUGCAUGUGUCAGCCGUACCGAAAACUCUACCGUGCCGCGAAAAUGAAUUCCGUGACGCGUACAAAUUCAUCGAGGGCAAAAUUUUGGACGAAAGCGGUGGUUGCAUGUACGUCAGCGGCGUGCCUGGAACGGGAAAAACAGCAACCAUCACCGAGGUUAUCAGAACAUUACAACUCCAGGCGAAGCAGAAGAAAAUCCCCCAGUUCGAGUUCAUCGAAAUCAACGGAAUGCGACUGACCGAGCCAAGACAAGCGUACGUACAGAUCUAUCAACAAUUGACUGGAACGAAAGUGACCAGCGAACAGGCACAUUCGUUGCUCGACAAACGGUUUACCACUCCGAACUUGCAUCGUAAAACCACCGUUCUGUUGGUAGACGAGCUGGACAUACUGUGCAAUCGACGGCAAGAUGUCAUCUACAAUUUGUUGGAUUGGCCGGCGAGAAAAGCUGCUCGAUUGGUCGUCGUAACGAUUGCCAAUACGAUGGAUCUACCGGAACGGUUACUGAUGGGACGUGUAACGUCACGACUGGGCUUGACUCGGCUCACCUUCCAACCGUACACACACAAACAGUUACAAGAAGUUGUGCAGGCACGAUUGACCGGUACGAACAUUUUCGAGAACGAUGCAGUUCAAUUGGUUGCCAGAAAAGUUGCGUCGAUAUCAGGUGAUUGUAGACGUGCACUGGACAUUUGUCGUCGAGCUACAGAAAUUGCAGAGACUGACUGUAGCGGGAAACGGGUCAUGGUUUCAAUGUUGCACGUUCAGAAGGCUUUCAAUGAAAUGAUUACCAAUCCUAAAGUGCUUGCCAUCAAAGGAUGUUCGAAAUAUGAGAAAUUGUUUCUGCAGGCUGUUGAAGCAGAGGUGAUACGAACCGGCGUUGAUGAGACUGUACUGUGCCAGGUGUAUCAGCAAUUAGAGUCGAUUUGUGCGCUUAAUGGUGCCAGUGUACCUGAGCCAGGAAUUGCUUUACGGUUGUCAUGUCGAUUGGGCUCGUCACGACUGCUUAUUUGUGAGCAUUCUAACGCUUCCAUUCAUCAAAAAAUUAUGUUGAAUGUUACUUCUGACGAUAUUUAUUAUGCGUUGCAUGUGAACACUGAAUGAAUAAAAAUUAUGUUUUUUA